AUGGAUAGUGAGGUGGCAGUCCCGAGCUAUCUGAGAUGCCCCAUCUCGCUGGAGCUAAUGAAGGAUCCUGUUAUUCUCUGCACCGGACUUACUUACGAUCGCCACAGCAUUGAGACCUGGUUAGAUGCCGGCAACAGUGUCUGCCCCCUCACAAACCAGAUUCUGCAUACUCGGGACAUGAUCCCAAAUCACGCUCUCCGUCGUAUUAUUCAGGAUUGGUGUGUGGCCAACGGCAUUCAUGCGCCCAAGGCACCUCUCGAUCCCGAACAGCUCAAUACGAUUGUUGCAGAGAUUUCAUCCGGCGAGAAGGGAUCCAUACGGAAGCUGAGGCAAUUGGGCAGGGAAAGCGACAGGAAUAAAAAAUGCAUUGCCUCCUCGAAUGCACCCUCUGUUCUUGCAUCCGUUUUCGCCAGGCACAGCACUGAGGCUUUGAAUCGGUCGCAACACUCGGUAGAGAUUUGCGAAGAGGCUCUGGGAGUUCUGAUUAUGACUCUGCCCCUGACUUCCCAGGCUCUAGAUUCGCUUGCCUUGUCGGAUGCCAUUUCUUAUCUUGUAUGCAAUCUCCGAGAGGGCAAUACCGAGGCAAAGAACAGCGUUGUUACAAUUCUUCAGGGAAUGGUUUCCCAGGAUAAAUACAGAGACACGAUUGGAAAAAGCGAAGGAUUGACAGAGGGGAUGGUGCAACUUCUAAGGGAGUCCAUAAGCCCAGCUGUGAGAAAAUCAAGCCUGGGCAUCAUAUACAACAUUGCCUUGAGGCAAAGAUACAGGAGCAAGGUCGUGGAGGCGGGGGCUGUUCCAUUGCUGGUGGAGAUGCUUGUAGACGGAGAUCGGAGCAUUUGUGAAAGAGCAUUGUUAGUGCUAGAUAUCCUUUGCUACUGUACAGAGGGCCGAGCAGCUGCUUCUGCGCAUGCUUUAACUUUACCAGUGGUUGUUAAGAAGGUGUUGAGAGUGUCUGAUUCAGCCACCGAACUUGCAGUCUCUGUUUUGUGGAAUAUUUGCCAGAAUUCCUCCGACGGGGGGGCUGUUCGGGAGGCGUUGCAUGCGGGUGCCUUGGACAAACUGCUGUUGUUAGUGCAGGUGGGAUGCUGCGAACAAACGAGGGAUAAAUCAAGCAAGUUACUCAAACUUUUCAACGCCCACACAGGUGAUUGGAAAUGUGCAGAGACACUUAAUUUGCAUCAUGUCAAGCGUUCCUUCUAA
Cryptomeria japonica (Japanese cedar) is the source of this 1200-nucleotide messenger RNA. Its product is annotated as U-box domain-containing protein 21-like. Gene Ontology annotation, biological process: protein ubiquitination. NCBI's taxonomy places the organism in Eukaryota, Viridiplantae, Streptophyta, Pinopsida, Cupressales, Cupressaceae. The coding region runs from base 1 to 1200 and encodes 399 amino acids. The record is from RefSeq and is a predicted model, not a curated record. The transcript has a single exon. Gene Ontology annotation, molecular function: protein binding; ubiquitin protein ligase activity.